Molecule: messenger RNA, 984 nt
Organism: Paramormyrops kingsleyae
Lineage: Eukaryota; Metazoa; Chordata; Actinopteri; Osteoglossiformes; Mormyridae
Source: RefSeq, a predicted model, not a curated record
AUGUUAUUAUAAACUAGUAUUAUAAAACUCUGCAGCGAUUACUGGAUAUUUGUACAUAUAUUACGUUUCGGGGUAUAAUUUAAUGAAGGAAAAAAAUAAAAACUGAUGAUAGUAAUUAUUUCCCCCCGUAACCGUUUUGUAAUAAGAGAAGCGUGGACUUGGCGCGAGUAUUUAAACAUCAGUGCCGGUAGUUUGUUUCAUUUAGCGCGGGUACAGAGGGGGCAAGCAGCAAGGGCUUCAGGGUUUCAGCAGCGAACCUGCAUUUUAAAAAUAAUUUUGUGUGAUUUUUUUUAUUGUUUAAAUAAAUUUUAGCAAAUAUGCCCUGCUCUGAAGUCACAACGCUGGAAAAUGAAUCGACUUCCCCGGCGAAGCGCGGCAGGACGGAGGAUGCAACCGGAGGGAGAUUCGUGCUGAAAUUCGCCCGAUUGUCAGAAAACGCCACAAUCCCUACGAGAGGCUCCACCAAAGCUGCUGGUUACGACCUUUACAGCGCCUACGAAUAUACCCUGGCGCCUAUGGACAAAGCGUUGGUGAAGACGGACAUCCAGAUCGCCGUCCCCCCGGGCUGUUACGGCAGGGUCGCUCCGCGGUCUGGAUUGGCGGCGAAAAACUUCAUAGAUGUCGGAGCUGGCGUGGUGGACGAGGACUACAGAGGAAAUGUCGGCAUCGUGCUCUUCAACUUCGGGAAGGAGGCCUUUCAAGUGAAGAAAGGGGACCGCGUGGCGCAGCUGAUCUGUGAGAGAAUCUGCUACCCAGAGCUGGAGGAACAUGAGAGCCUAGACGAAACUGCGAGGGGGGCUGGUGGCUUUGGAUCGACGGGUAGAAACUGAAACGGUGUCUCUCUUUACCUACUGCAAAUACUUGAAUUUUUUAAAUGUGUAUUCUGGUUCCAUGAAUUGUUGUUACACCAGAUAUGUGAAGUUCUUACUUGGUGCUGUUUUCAUUCAGAAUUGCAAUAAAGUUUCAGGAAAACUAAGAGUGGAA